AUGUCCUUUAAUCCGAGCUUGGAUGUGCCAGUGCUUGAUCACCCCCCAGACAAAGUCGGUGGCCCCGAGUCGACAGGCCUUGUGGGAUACACCUUCUUUUACACAUACCCAACCGGACUUUCAUACAAGAUCAGCUUUGACGAGAAGACUGCCUACUUCACCCUUCCACCAGGCGCACUAGCAGUCGAUGGGCGCUCGUUUCUCGGUGUGCCAUACAGGUGUAGAGAGCUUCGCCCUGAUCUCUUCCUGGCACACUGGAUGGUCCCUGGACGACAGGGUCACGUAGCGUUGGUUUUUGACCUUGCCAACAACCGCGUGGAUUGUGCCGCACUCAUGCCAGGCUUGUUUGAGCCUUUUGGCCGUACUUCAUUGAGCAAAAUAUGGCGAAACGGGGAGAACGCCAUUCAGAUUACCGAAGGCCAGAAGUAA
Molecule: messenger RNA, 429 nt
Organism: Cladophialophora psammophila CBS 110553
Lineage: Eukaryota; Fungi; Ascomycota; Eurotiomycetes; Chaetothyriales; Herpotrichiellaceae
Exons: 2
Coding region: 1-429 (142 amino acids)
Source: RefSeq, a predicted model, not a curated record